This is a messenger RNA of Papilio machaon (common yellow swallowtail), 6487 nucleotides long. It is a transcript of the gene Mhc, whose product is annotated as myosin heavy chain, muscle. Gene Ontology annotation, molecular function: ATP binding; cytoskeletal motor activity; actin filament binding. Bases 178 to 6081 code for a protein of 1967 amino acids. The transcript has 25 exons. The record is from RefSeq and is a predicted model, not a curated record. Gene Ontology annotation, cellular component: myosin complex. NCBI's taxonomy places the organism in Eukaryota, Metazoa, Arthropoda, Insecta, Lepidoptera, Papilionidae.
AUUUGCCGAUUGGAUUUGGAUUUUUGUGCGAGUGGUCUCUCCAGUGGAUACCGUUUGUUUAUUGAUCGAUGGUGAUGGUUGUUGCGCGUUAAGUGUGAACAGCAGUAAAAGAAACUGAAGGCUCCAGGGCUGUGUUCUCGUGUCUCGACUAGCCCAAAGUCUCGUUAGCCCUCCGAAAUGCCGAAGCCACAAGUACAAGAGGGCGAGGACCCCGAUCCGACCCCGUACCUGUUCGUUUCUCUGGAACAGAAACGUAUCGACCAAAGUAAGCCCUACGAUGGCAAGAAGGCCUGCUGGGUACCGGACGAGAAGGAGGGCUUCGUGCAGGGUGAAAUUAAGGCCACCAAGGGCGACCUGGUGACCGUCAACCUCCCCGGAGGCGAGACCAAAGACUUCAAGAAGGAUCUUGUAGCUCAAGUGAACCCGCCUAAGUACGAGAAAUGUGAGGAUAUGUCCAACUUGACAUACCUCAACGACGCUUCGGUUUUGUAUAACUUGAAGCAGAGAUAUUACCAUAAGCUUAUCUACACUUACUCGGGUCUCUUCUGUGUGGCCAUCAACCCCUACAAGAGAUACCCCGUGUACACGACCCGAUGCGCCAAGCUGUACCGAGGCAAGCGUCGCUCGGAAGUGCCGCCUCACAUUUUCGCCAUUUCCGAUGGCGCUUACGUCAACAUGUUGACCAACCACGAGAAUCAAUCUAUGUUGAUUACCGGUGAGUCUGGUGCCGGAAAGACUGAGAACACGAAGAAGGUAAUUGCGUACUUCGCCACCGUCGGUGCUUCGCAGAAGAAGGACCCGUCGCAAGAGAAGAAGGGCUCCCUUGAGGACCAAGUCGUACAAACUAACCCUGUUCUUGAAGCCUUCGGUAACGCCAAGACCGUGCGUAACGACAACUCUUCCCGAUUCGGUAAAUUCAUCCGUAUCCACUUCGGACCUUCUGGAAAACUGGCUGGUGCUGAUAUCGAGACCUACCUGCUCGAGAAGGCUCGUGUCAUCUCUCAGCAAGCCUUGGAGCGUUCUUACCACAUUUUCUACCAAAUGAUGUCCGGAUCCGUCCCUGGUCUUAAGGAAAUGUGUAUGUUAUCCAACGACGUAUAUGAUUACUAUAACAUCGCUCAGGGUAAGAUUACCAUCCCAAACGUCGAUGACGGCGAAGAAUGCGUAUUGACUGAUCAAGCCUUUGACAUUUUGGGCUUCACCCAAGAGGAGAAGGAUAAUGUGUACAAGAUCACCGCCGCAGUCAUGCACAUGGGUUGCAUGAAAUUCAAGCAGAGAGGUCGCGAGGAACAGGCUGAGGCUGACGGCACAGAGGACGGUGAGAAGGUUGCCAAGCUCCUCGGUGUCGACUGCCAGGACCUGUACAAGAACUUGUUGAAGCCCCGCAUCAAGGUCGGAAACGAGUUCGUCACCCAGGGUCGUAACAAGGACCAGGUCACCAACUCCGUGGGUGCUCUUUGCAAGGGCAUAUUCGAUCGUCUCUUCAAGUGGCUCGUCAAGAAGUGUAACGAGACUCUAGACACCAAGCAGAAGAGGCAGCACUUCAUUGGUGUACUGGAUAUUGCUGGUUUCGAGAUCUUCGACUUCAACGGGUUCGAACAACUUUGUAUUAACUUCACAAACGAGAAACUGCAACAAUUCUUCAACCAUCACAUGUUUGUGUUGGAGCAAGAGGAAUACACCAGGGAGGGCAUUCACUGGGAGUUCAUUGACUUUGGAAUGGAUUUAGUGGCCUGCAUUGACCUUAUUGAAAAGCCUAUGGGUAUCCUCUCCAUUCUUGAGGAAGAGUCUAUGUUCCCUAAAGCUACUGACCAGACCUUCGUUGAGAAGUUGAACAACAACCACUUGGGCAAAUCCGCUCCCUACCUGAAGCCUAAACCCCCCAAGCCUGGUUGCCAGGCCGCCCACUUCGCCAUCGGCCAUUAUGCCGGAAAUGUCGGCUACAACAUCACUGGCUGGCUUGAGAAGAACAAGGACCCUCUUAACGACACCGUCGUCGACCAGUUCAAGAAGGGCGCCAACAAAUUGUUGGUUGAGAUCUUCGCUGACCAUCCUGGCCAGUCUGGUGAUGCCAGUGCUGGAGGUGGUGGCAAGGGCGCUGGAGGCAAGCGCGCCAAGGGUUCUGCCUUCCAGACUGUCUCAUCACUCUACAGGGAACAACUUAACAACUUGAUGACAACGCUGAGGUCGACACAGCCUCACUUCGUGCGUUGUAUCAUUCCCAACGAAUUGAAACAGGCUGGUCUCAUCGACUCCCACCUUGUGAUGCACCAGCUCACCUGUAACGGUGUGCUUGAAGGCAUCCGUAUUUGCCGUAAAGGUUUCCCCAACAGGAUGGUCUACCCUGACUUCAAGCUCCGUUACAUGAUUCUUGCUCCCGCCAUCAUGGCUGCCGAAAGUGAUCCUAAAAUAGCAGCAAAGAAGUGUCUGGAGUCUAUCGAACUCGACCCUGAGAGUUAUCGUAUUGGUCAUACAAAGGUGUUCUUCCGCGCUGGUGUUCUGGGUCAGAUGGAAGAGUUGCGUGACGACAGGUUGUCCAAGAUUGUGUCCUGGAUGCAGGCGUACAUUCGUGGUUACUUGUCUCGCAAAGAGUACAAGAAGCUCCAGGAACAAAGGUUGGCCCUCCAAGUGGUACAACGCAACUUGCGCAAGUACUUGCAGCUUCGCACCUGGCCCUGGUGGAAGUUGUGGCAGAGGGUCAAGCCUCUCCUCAACGUCACCCGCAUCGAGGAUGAGAUCGCGAAAUUGGAGGAGAAGGCCCAGAAGGCCCAGGAGGCUUUCGAGAAGGAAGAGAAGCUCCGCAAGGAGGUCGAAGCUCUCAACGCCAAGCUGCUUGAAGAGAAAACCGCCCUGCUCGCCACCCUUGAGGGAGAGAAGGGCUCCCUCUCCGAGACCCAGGAGCGCGCCAACAAGCUCCAGGCUCAGAAGAACGACCUCGAGAACCAACUUAGGGACACCCAAGACCGCCUCACUCAGGAAGAGGAUGCCCGCAACCAGCUCUUCCAGGCUAAGAAGAAGUUGGAGCAGGAGGUUUCCGGCCUCAAGAAGGACAUCGAAGACCUCGAGUUGUCCGUCCAGAAGUCUGAACAAGACAAGGCCACCAAGGACCACCAGAUCCGCAACUUGAACGAUGAGAUCGCCCACCAGGAUGAGCUCAUCAACAAGUUGAACAAGGAGAAGAAAAUGCAAGGCGAAUCGAACCAGAAGACCGCCGAGGAACUCCAGGCCGCCGAAGAUAAGGUUAACCACCUCAACAAGGUCAAGCAAAAGCUCGAACAGACUCUCGACGAGCUCGAGGACUCUCUGGAGCGCGAGAAGAAACUGCGCGCCGACGUCGAGAAGCAGAGGAGGAAGGUGGAGGGAGACCUCAAGCUCACCCAGGAGGCAGUUACCGACCUCGAGCGCAACAAGAAGGAGCUCGAGCAGACCAUCCAGCGCAAGGACAAAGAAAUCUCGUCGCUCACCGCCAAGCUCGAGGACGAGCAGUCGUUGGUCAGCAAGCUCCAGAAACAAAUCAAGGAACUGCAGGCCCGCAUCGAGGAGUUGGAAGAGGAAGUGGAAUCCGAGCGCCAGGCACGUGCUAAGGCUGAGAAGCAGCGCGCCGACCUUGCUCGUGAGCUUGAGGAAUUGGGCGAGCGCCUGGAGGAAGCCGGUGGCGCCACCUCCGCUCAGAUCGAGCUCAACAAGAAGCGCGAGGCCGAGCUCAGCAAGCUGCGCCGCGACCUCGAGGAGGCUAACAUCCAGCACGAGUCGACGCUCGCCAACCUUCGCAAGAAGCACAACGAUGCUGUUGCCGAGAUGGGCGAGCAGCUCGACCAGCUCAACAAGCUCAAGGCUAAGGCUGAACAUGACCGUGCCUCGUGCUACAACGAGCUUAACAACACAAGGGCGGCCAUUGACCAAGUCGCAAGGGAGAAGGCUGCCCAAGAGAAGAUUGUCAAGCAACUGCAACACAACCUCAACGAAGUGCAGAACAAGGCUGAUGAGGCUAACCGCACCCUUAAUGACCUGGAUGCCGCCAAGAAGAAACUGUCCAUCGAGAACUCCGACCUGCUCCGCCAGCUGGAGGAGGCUGAGUCGCAGGUGUCGCAGCUGUCCAAGAUCAAGGUGUCGCUUACCACACAGCUCGAAGAUACCAAGAGGCUUGCUGACGAAGAAGCCAGGGAACGCGCUACUCUUCUUGGCAAGUUCCGUAACUUGGAGCACGACCUCGACAACAUUCGUGAACAGGUUGAGGAGGAAGCUGAAGGCAAGGCUGAUCUGCAGAGACAGCUUUCCAAGGCUAACGCCGAGGCCCAACUGUGGCGUUCCAAGUACGAGUCCGAGGGUGUUGCCCGCUCCGAAGAGCUCGAGGAGGCCAAGCGCAAGCUCCAGGCCCGCCUUGCCGAGGCCGAGGAGACCAUCGAGUCCCUCAACCAGAAGGUCGUUGCCCUCGAAAAGACCAAACAGCGCCUUGCCACCGAAGUCGAGGACUUGCAACUCGAGGUUGACCGUGCCACCGCUAUUGCCAACGCUGCUGAGAAGAAACAGAAGGCCUUCGACAAGAUCAUCGGAGAAUGGAAGCUUAAGGUCGAUGACCUCGCCGCUGAACUCGACGCCAGCCAGAAAGAAUGCCGCAACUACUCUACUGAACUGUUCCGCCUCAAGGGUGCCUACGAAGAAGGCCAAGAGCAGCUUGAGGCUGUCCGCCGUGAGAACAAGAACCUCGCUGACGAAGUCAAGGACUUGCUCGACCAAAUCGGCGAAGGUGGACGCAACAUUCACGAAAUCGAGAAGGCCAGGAAGCGCUUGGAGGCCGAGAAGGACGAACUCCAGGCAGCUCUUGAGGAGGCCGAGGCCGCUCUUGAACAGGAAGAGAACAAGGUUCUCCGCGCUCAGCUCGAGCUCUCUCAAGUCAGACAAGAAAUCGACAGAAGGAUCCAAGAGAAGGAAGAGGAAUUCGAAAACACACGCAAGAACCACCAACGUGCUCUCGACUCCAUGCAAGCUUCCCUUGAGGCCGAGGCUAAGGGUAAGGCUGAGGCCCUGCGCAUGAAGAAGAAGCUCGAGGCUGACAUCAACGAGCUCGAAAUUGCUCUUGACCACGCUAACAAGGCUAACGCUGAAGCACAAAAGAACAUCAAGCGCUACCAGCAACAGAUCAAGGACUUGCAGACCGCCCUCGAGGAGGAACAGCGCGCUCGCGAUGACGCCCGUGAACAGCUCGGCAUCUCGGAACGCCGCGCUAACGCUCUCCAGAACGAACUCGAAGAGUCUAGAACUCUCCUGGAACAGGCUGACCGUGCCCGUCGCCAGGCAGAACAAGAGUUGGGUGACGCCCACGAACAGCUCAAUGAGUUGUCUGCACAAAGCGCGUCGCUGUCUGCGGCCAAGAGGAAACUCGAGUCCGAAUUGCAGACCCUCCACUCCGAUCUGGAUGAGCUCCUCAACGAGGCUAAGAACUCCGAGGAGAAGGCUAAGAAGGCUAUGGUCGACGCCGCCAGGCUCGCCGAUGAACUUCGCGCUGAACAGGAACACGCUCAGACCCAGGAGAAACUCCGCAAGGCUCUCGAACAACAGAUCAAGGAGCUUCAAGUCAGGUUGGACGAGGCCGAGGCUAACGCACUCAAGGGAGGCAAAAAAGCCAUCCAGAAACUCGAACAAAGAGUUAGGGAACUCGAGAACGAACUCGAUGGUGAACAGAGGAGACACGCCGACGCACAGAAGAACUUGCGCAAGAGCGAGAGGCGUAUCAAGGAGCUCAGCUUCCAGGCCGAGGAGGACCGCAAGAACCACGAGCGCAUGCAGGACCUCGUCGACAAACUGCAGCAGAAGAUCAAGACCUACAAGAGGCAAAUCGAAGAAGCAGAAGAAAUCGCCGCCCUCAACUUGGCUAAGUUCCGUAAGGCUCAGCAAGAGUUGGAGGAGGCUGAGGAAAGGGCAGACCUCGCUGAACAGGCCAUCAGCAAAUUCCGUGGCAAGGGACGUGCAGGAUCCACCGCGAGAGGAGUCAGCCCGGCGCCCCAACGUACGCGCCCCGCCUUCGAAGGUUUCGGCACCUUCCCACCAAGGUUCGAUCUGGCGCCCGAAAGCGAUUUCUAAACGUUCCAAACAACUCAAAAAACGGACUGUACAGAUUUUUCGUUGAAUUGUAACUUAAAAUAAAAAAAUGUUAUGCCUAGUUGAAAAAACGUGUUACGAAUGCCUGAAACGAGAAACUGUAAAUUAAGAAAAGUAACCAUACAACCUUUUUUUGUAACGCCAAAAAAACAUUUACAUUAGAAUCUUAAUCUUUUUACGGAAGGCUAUUUUAUAAUUUGUUGAUAUUUAUUAUUAUUUAUGAUAAUUUAUUACCGUGGAGUAUGUAUCGUGUGGAGCGGGCGGAGGGGUGCACGCGGGACCGCGGUCACAGAGACACACCCGCCAACCCCGCACCGGCCCCGCGAGCACCUUCCCGUCCGCGUCUCCUUUGACAUCCAAUAAAGCGAUAUCGUUGUCAUAAAACAUU